AUGUCUCGUUACCGUGAUUCCGGUUCUGAUUGUAAAGUUUACGUCGGCGACCUUGGUUCUUCAGCGUCUAAACAAGAUUUAGAGGAUGCUUUCGGUUAUUAUGGACCAUUGAAAAAUGUAUGGGUUGCUCGACAUCCUCCAGGAUUUGCAUUUGUGGAAUUUGAAGAUCCAAGAGAUGCAGAUGAUGCCGUACGUGGUUUAGAUGGAAGAUCAAUUGCCGGUCGUCGAGUUCGUGUUGAACCAUCAAAUGGUAUGGCAAGGCGUAGGGGUCGGGACAGAGGCGUUAGUAGAAGAGGUCGUCCCUUUCAUCCAGAUGAUCGAUGCUACCAAUGCGGAGAGCGGGGUCAUUAUGCAAGAGACUGUAAACGUUACCGCCGAGGAGGUCGAAACAGAAGGUCGAGAUCGUUUACGAGAUCGAGAUCACGUGAUCGUCGUUCACGUUCCCGAAGCAAUUCGAAAAGUCGAAGCAGGUCCAAGUCUAGGGAUAAGAAAUCAAAAUCAUCGGAUCGUCGAUCGAAAUCAAAUGAGAAAAGGACUCCGUCGAAAUCGAGUUCGAAAUCCAGAUCUCGAAGCAGGUGA
This is a messenger RNA of Pediculus humanus corporis (human body louse), 579 nucleotides long. Its product is annotated as arginine/serine-rich splicing factor, putative. Gene Ontology annotation, cellular component: nuclear speck. The record is from RefSeq and is a predicted model, not a curated record. Gene Ontology annotation, biological process: mRNA splicing, via spliceosome. NCBI's taxonomy places the organism in Eukaryota, Metazoa, Arthropoda, Insecta, Psocodea, Pediculidae. Gene Ontology annotation, molecular function: RNA binding; zinc ion binding. Bases 1 to 579 code for a protein of 192 amino acids. The transcript has 3 exons.